Hemibagrus wyckioides is the source of this 960-nucleotide messenger RNA. RefSeq names its product cyclin dependent kinase 5, regulatory subunit 2b (p39) (gene cdk5r2b). The coding region runs from base 1 to 825 and encodes 274 amino acids. Gene Ontology annotation, cellular component: cytoplasm; protein kinase 5 complex. Gene Ontology annotation, biological process: activation of protein kinase activity; brain development; positive regulation of cyclin-dependent protein serine/threonine kinase activity. The record is from RefSeq and is a predicted model, not a curated record. Gene Ontology annotation, molecular function: cyclin-dependent protein serine/threonine kinase activator activity; protein kinase binding. The transcript has a single exon. NCBI's taxonomy places the organism in Eukaryota, Metazoa, Chordata, Actinopteri, Siluriformes, Bagridae.
AUGGGCACAACGAUCUCUGUAUCCCCAAUGCUGCGGGACGAAGUGGAGGAACACAAGAAAAGAAGCCUGAGCAAACCUAGGUUGAUUGUGACAGCUUUCGGUUUCAAAAUGGUGAAGCAGAAAAGUGCCAAGAAAGUCAACCCACAUCCUCUAUCAUUUCAAACCACCCAUAUCAAUGAAGAUUUAAAAACACCAUCCCAAAAUUGUCCACCACAGUCUGGAGAAAUCGAGGAACCACAAGAAAAACUGGAAGAAACCAAACUUCCAGUAACCAAACAGCUGGAAGAUGUGCAGCAGAACCAACCAAGCCGCCAGUUCCUCACAUCUCCAGUCCGUAUCAUUGUCCAAGCCUCCACUGGGGAACUGUUGCUCUGUUUGGGUCGAUUCCUGCGCCGUCGUUGCCUUAAAAUUUCUGAUCUGACCUCAAACGAGGUGAUCGCCUGGUUGAGGAACGUGGACCGGACACUUUUGAUGCAGGGCUGGCAGGAGGAGGGCUUCAUAACCCCACCCAUCCUCGUCUUUGUCUACCUGCUGUGCCGGGACGCCGUGAGUGAGGACCUCAGCAGUCCAGGUGAGCUCCAUGGUGUCUUUCUCACCUGCCUGUACCUGACCUACUCUUACCUGGGCACUGAGAUCUCGUACCCGCUCCAGCCUUUCAUUAUUGACACCAAUAAGGAUGUGUUCUGGACACAGGCUUUGGAUGUCAUUGAUAAACUCAGCUCUGAAAUGCUGAGGAUCAACAUGGACCCACAGUUCUUCACCGAGGUUUUACAGGAGCUGAAAAAUGAAGGAGAGGUGAAGAACAAGACUGGUCUGGACCGCUGAAAUUCGAGAUUGUCAUGAUGGAGGAAAUAUUUAUUUUGUCUGUUCAGCUGUAUAACUCCUUAUAAGAAUAAUUCUCUUUGAGCUGCUAAGGGCCGACGCCACGGUGUGUAAACAUAGAAUUUAUAUUUAUUUAAA